This is a messenger RNA of Misgurnus anguillicaudatus (oriental weatherfish), 1964 nucleotides long. It is a transcript of the gene rnd3b, whose product is annotated as Rho family GTPase 3b. Gene Ontology annotation, biological process: small GTPase-mediated signal transduction. Gene Ontology annotation, molecular function: GTP binding; GTPase activity. The record is from RefSeq and is a predicted model, not a curated record. Lineage: Eukaryota; Metazoa; Chordata; Actinopteri; Cypriniformes; Cobitidae.
CUGACUGGAAUCUGAGCUCGGGUGCGAUGGGCGGCGUCGAGCUGCGCUCAUCACACAAGUAUGUGGAGGUUACAGACUCUGAGUGAAACGAUCUGGGGCUUUUAUUAAAGAGGAUGCGCUGCAUGCCAAUGAAAGUUUAAGAGUUCUUGACAGUCUUCGAUCACAGCAGACAGAUUUUCUUUAUCUGGAGGACCUGUACUGAUAACUUAAGCACUUUUAGAUCGAGACUCUACCAUCAUGGAUAUACAGUCUCAUUUCUUACAAAUUCUUCGGUUGAUGUUUAACUGCACAGGAUGAAGAUGAGGUUGAAAUCGUCUGUAAUGGAUCAUCCUCACGAUCUGAAAUGUAAAAUAGUUGUGGUUGGGGACACUCGGUGUGGGAAGACGUCCUUGUUAAGUGUCUUUGCAAAGGAUUCGUUUCCAGAGAACUAUGUUCCCACUGUGUUUGAAAACUACACGGCAAGUUUUGAGAUCGACACGCUGAGAGUUGAGCUCAGCCUUUGGGAUACAUCAGGAUCUCCUUAUUAUGACAAUGUGCGGCCCCUCUCUUAUCCGGAUGCUGAUGCGGUUCUCAUCUGUUUUGACAUCAGUCGACCAGACACUCUGGAGAAUGUUAUAAGAAAAUGGAAGGGAGAAAUCGAGGAGUUCUGUCCCAAUACAAAAAUACUGUUGGUUGGAUGCAAGUCAGACCUGCGCACAGACCUGGCCACGUUCGUGCAGCUGUCCAAUGACUUACCUUUAUCUUAUGACCAGGGUUCAAAUGUGGCCAAGCAGAUCUCGGCCCCUUACAUUGAAUGCUCAGCACAGCAGUCUGAAAACAGUGUGAGGGACAUUUUUCACAUAGCCACACUGGCUUGCAUCAGUAAAACCAGCAAGAACGCCAAACGCAUCAAGUCCACCAGAGCCACCAAGAAGACCUCUCGCGUGCCUAACAGGCGUGAACUGGACUCGGCAUCAUGUAUACACAAGACCAAGACAAAAUCCUGCACAGUCAUGUGAUUUCAGAAGCCAUUUAAAGGAUCUGAGGACAUUCAGCCUGCAUGUAUUGUAUUAUCAGGAUUUUUACAUUAAUGGACCAUAACUGAAGGGGGCGAUAUUGCACUUCAUUACUAGAAUAAAUGUUCAUCUCUAAUGAUCCUGGGGUCUAUUCUGCUCUGCUUAAAUAUACAUUUUCAAAGCAUCCAAGCAUACCUUUAGCUAUUGUAAAAACUUGAAGCGGAACAAACAUGAAUGCAAAGUUUCAUAUACAGCUCUGGAAAACAUUAAGAGAUCCAGUUUUGCCUUGAAUCAUCUUUUCUACAUGUAUUGAGACCAUUUCAGUCCAGUGUCUGUUGAAUUGCAACAAAAGCAAACCUCAGGAGUGACAUAGGAGUCACCUAACAGAAAAUGUACAGGACUAAGAGCAUGAUGGGUAAGAUGAAAAUGUAAUUAAAAAUCAGGGUUAUUCCAUCAAAUAUUCAUUUUUGAACUAUUCCUAAAAUACAACUGUGCUGUUGAAUAUAAACUUGUUUUCCAGAUCUUAAAACAUGGCAUCUUUUUGUUAGUUAGUCUGUUUAAAUCAGUGCAAAUGAAAACAUUAUUUUAUUAGGAAUUUGGAAUUUCCAAUUUUAUUAGAAAAUUUCUCGGUAGAUGACAGAAUGAAACCAAAAUGAUGAAUGUCUUACUUUAAUGCAUACCUCUAUAUAGUAAAUUCAGUGAAACAAAAAUAAUCUUGAAGUGGUCUCUUAAUUUUUUUCCAGAGCUGUAUAUACUGCUUAUAUAUUUCCUCUGAAUUUAAUAAUGUCAAUGUUUUGCUGCCAUAUAUUUAUGGAUGUUAUUAACUUGGAUCAACGCUCCGUCAGUUCUGGUAUUCUCAGACCUUGUUAGACCCCACUACACCAAAAUGUGUCAAAUAAUGUAACAAAUAUUUGUUGUAUGUAGAGUUUUGUAUAUGUAAUAUGAGCCAAUAAAUGAACCGUGUACCUG